This is a messenger RNA of Ostrinia furnacalis (Asian corn borer), 552 nucleotides long. RefSeq lists its product as uncharacterized. Lineage: Eukaryota; Metazoa; Arthropoda; Insecta; Lepidoptera; Crambidae. The record is from RefSeq and is a predicted model, not a curated record. The transcript is spliced from 2 exons. Bases 1 to 552 code for a protein of 183 amino acids.
AUGUUCCGUCCGUCGCUGAUCCGCGGCGCGAGCGUGGACUCAGCGGACUAUGGCGUUGGCAGGAGCCGGCGCGCGUCGCUCUCGGCCGAGCAGCGCCGGCGCCUUAGUAUGCUGCGAACCUCCAGUAUCCCGAGCCCGCUGACUCCGGCGGGGACCCCUCCCUGGGAGCUGGAAGCGCAUGUCCAGGCCGCCGUUUACAGAUGGAUGGCGGCCCAGAAAGAGCGGGGGGAACACCCCGCCUUCGAGGAGAGGGAGGCGGUUCGGUGCGAGGCUCGCGAAACUGUGGUCCAGCAGUGGGCAGACCACCUCGCCGUUGCCGAGUCGGGCCGCCGAACCUUGGAUGCGCUGGCGCCGACCAUAGAAAGGUGGCUCGAGCGCCCGCACGGGUACCUUUCCUUCCAUUUGGUACAGAUGUUGACCGGGAACGGAUGCUUUGGCUCAUAUCUGUACCGCAUUGGAAGGGAAGAGACGCCGUCCUGCCACGCGUGUCGCGGCGGUGCGGAGGACACGGCGCACCAUACCCUUGCGGUAUGUCCGGCGUGGGCUCCGUAG